Molecule: messenger RNA, 2423 nt
Organism: Drosophila busckii
Lineage: Eukaryota; Metazoa; Arthropoda; Insecta; Diptera; Drosophilidae
Gene: Caf1-105
Product: chromatin assembly factor 1 subunit B
Exons: 2
Coding region: 84-2273 (729 amino acids)
Biological process (GO): nucleosome assembly; DNA replication-dependent chromatin assembly
Cellular component (GO): CAF-1 complex; nucleus
Molecular function (GO): protein binding
Source: RefSeq, a predicted model, not a curated record
UCUUCGCGGUUAUGAAAGUGUAAGAAAAAUAAGUUCCCGCCUUAAAGUUCGCAUAAGCAGUUUAAGUAAGUAAUUAAAUAGAAAUGAAGUGCAAAAUACCCGAAAUCUCCUGGCACAACCGUGAUCCUGUGCUAAGCGUAGAUAUACAGACAAAUAGCGUAACUUUGCCGGCUACAGCAAUGUGCCGCCUUGCCUCUGGUGGCACCGAUGCGCACGUACUCAUCUGGUAUGUGACCCAUGGGGACGAGAGCGGUGGCAUUGAGCUGGAGCUGGCGGCGGAUCUGUCGCGUCAUCAACGUGCCGUCAAUACAGUGCGCUGGUCGCCCAAUGGCGAGCUGUUGGCUUCUGGCGAUGACGAGAGUGUUGUUUUCAUAUGGAAACAGAAGGCGGAGCAUGAAGUGGUAAACAUAAUGGAUGGUGAAGGCAACAGCGAGCAGGAUAAAGAAGUGUGGCAGACACUGAAGGUGCUGCGUGGCCAUAGAGAAGAUAUUUAUGACUUGAGUUGGGCGCCAAACUCGCAGUUUUUGGUAACUGGCUCGGUGGACAACACAGCAAUGCUGUGGGAUGUGCACAAGGGCAAGUCCUUGGCUAUUUUGGAUGACCACAAAGGCUAUGUGCAGGGUGUGGCCUGGGAUCCGUGCAAUCAAUUUAUAGCUACCUUGAGUACAGAUAGGAAUAUGCGCAUCUUUGAUGCAACAACGCGACGUGUGCUGCAUAGGGUUAACAAAGCCACGUUGCCUGUAAAGCCAGGACAUGAGCUGCAUGAGAAGAGCAUUCGUUUAUAUCACGAUGGAACGCUGCAGACAUUCUUUAGGCGUCUCUGCUUUACACCCGAUGGCAAACUUCUGAUCACACCGGCAGGUGUGACAGACUACGAUGGCGUAAUGAAACCUACAAAUACUACAUAUGGGUACAGUCGCUACGACCUAAGUCAGCCAGCUUUUGUGCUGCCUUUUCCAAAUGAGUAUACAGUGGCUGUUCGUUGCUCUCCUGUGCUCUAUCGCCUGCGUCCGUUCAAUGUCACCAAGAAUCCGCCUAUAAUAACAUUGCCUUAUCGCAUGAUUUAUGCUGUGGCCACCAAAAACUCUGUGUUCUUCUAUGACACACAGCAACCUGUGCCGUUUGCCAUUGUCUCCAACAUACACUACACACGCUUGACGGAUUUGGCGUGGUCUAAUGAUGGCAAUUUGCUAAUUGUAUCCAGCACGGAUGGCUUCUGUUCGCUGAUAAGCUUUGGCGCACAGGAGCUGGGCGAGCGUUAUGAGCAAAUGGAUGAAGUGCUCAGCGCUGUUGCGCAGACUACAGAGAAUGUGCCACAACGUCAGCGCAAGCAUAGGAAACAGAAACAGCAUGACCAAAGUGCGCGCAGGCCGCUGCAGGAGAAGACCAAGCCCAAUAGCAUAGAAAUAAAGAAAAAGUCAAGCGAAGCAGACUUGGAGGCAGAGAACGAUUCGUCCAUGCAGAGUGCCAGCUCCUCAACAUCUUCAAACAGUCCCAAGGCAAAAAUUGAGCUAAAGCCCACGCCCAUAGCCUUUAGGCGUUCGCCACGUAAAGUAACAGAGCCUACGCCCAUUGCAAUACGUCGCUCGCCGCGCAAGAUUACAGAGGCCAUGCCCAUUGCGAUCAAGCGCAAGGCGAGCGAUGAAGCGCAGCCAGAGCAGCCAAAGUCCAAGCUGCCGCUGGUGCUGCCCAAGCCCAUUGAAGCGGUGCUGGACAAAGAGAUCAUAAGCACGGACGAAAAGUUCGAGUCGCCGGAGAAGAAAUGCAGACCUGCCACACCCAUACAAGUGCGUCGCCAGCCACGCACGCCGGGCAGCAGCAGCAGCAACAGCAAUACGUUUUCGCUUAAGAAAGCGCAAGAGAAAGAAGCAACGCCCAUUGCAGUGCGACGCACGCCACGCUUGCCAGUCGACUUGCCUGCAGUGAAUGCGCCUGUUGUAGUUGAGGAGGCAAUGGACGCCUGGCCGCUGGACGAGAACGUUACGACGCAGCCAAUGACAAUCAAGGAAGUGACGCACAGUAAAAAGGCGCCGGCUGACUUGACCAUUAAGGAGACCAGCUGCGAGUGCACUGAGGAUAUGCGUCUGGUCUACGAGGAUACGCAAGAGGAGCAACAGCAGCAGCAACAACAACGUGACACGCCUGUAAAGCAAGCGCCUGCAGUUGCCGCUUCAGCUCCGGCUACAACCGCCUCGCCCAAAACGAAAACUCCAAGGCGCGUCUCUUUGCGCACUAUAUCCACGCCCAAAUCAAAAAAGAAACUGUUAGAUUAAGUUAACAGUCUUUAGCUUAGUAUUUUUUUUAAAAGAUUUAUAUCAAGUUAAUAUGCGAAAUUAAAAACGCAACGUGUAGAUGCAUCAAUUGGGCCAUUGGUAGUCUACACAAAAGAAAUGCAGUUCAUGAACUUUUGAACUUUAGAUAUA